Saccharomyces paradoxus is the source of this 1908-nucleotide messenger RNA. It is a transcript of the gene VMS1, whose product is annotated as Vms1p. NCBI's taxonomy places the organism in Eukaryota, Fungi, Ascomycota, Saccharomycetes, Saccharomycetales, Saccharomycetaceae. The record is from RefSeq and is a predicted model, not a curated record. The coding region runs from base 1 to 1908 and encodes 635 amino acids. The transcript has a single exon.
AUGAGUUCACAGAAGGCGAAUAAAAUGACUAGAGCACUAAAGAAAAAUGAUCUUUAUAUUUUUGAUUUGUCUGAGCAACUUCUGAAUUCAUUGAAUUUGAUGAGCUUCGACUCCACGCUGCGAGAAAUUGAGGUAGAUAACAGUUCUCAUAAUGAUGGGAUCAAAAAGACUGAAGACGUCCAAGUAUCAAGAAAGAAGUCCACAUCAAAUUCUAUGCGUUGUAGUGUUUGUCAAAUGGACUUUCAUACCAGAGAUGAACAAAAGGCCCACUACCAGACUGAUUACCAUUUGAUGAAUGUUAAGCGUAAUCUUCGGGGGCUGGGUAUCCUUUCCGUCGAAGAAUUUGAUGAGCUGAUUUCUAAGCAGCGUGACAUUAAGUCUGAAGAUGAAAAUUCUGACAGCGAGCAAAUUUCUAGUGACCAUGAAGAAAGCGAGGAAGCCAGCGAUCGAGAUCCGGACCUACCAGUUAAUAGCUAUAUGGAAAGUAUAAUCGAAAAUGAUUUGCAGAGAUUAGGGAUCCAAGAAGAUGAAUCAAAUUUUGUUAGCCAUAUUAAUACACAGUCGCCCUACAUUUACUUCAAGUCGAAGUUUCUUCAAAAGGAUGAAGUCCUGGGGAUUUAUAAAUCUGUGGUCAGUAAAAGAUUUCUUUCCAAGCCACAUGAAGCUUUGACUUUUUGGAAUUCGCAAGAAAAUCCAAUGAUGGCCAUUUCAGCUCUUUUUAUGGUAGGAGGUGGACAUUUUGCGGGAGCAAUUGUUUCUCAUCAAAGACUCAAUAUCAAGGGGAACGCGCACAAGAAGGACGAAACCUUAUUUGAACAAGCGGUCAAUUUCUUAGAGCACAAGACGUUUCAUAGAUAUACUACCAGAAGGAAGCAAGGUGGUUCCCAGUCAGCAAUGGACAAUGCAAAGGGAAAAGCUAAUUCUGCCGGUUCAGCACUUCGUAGGUACAAUGAAAGCGCUUUAAAAACAGAUAUACAGGGUGUAUUGAGAGAUUGGGAACCUUACCUCUCAAAAUGUGAUAACAUUUUUAUUCGAGCUCGUAAUGUCAGUGAUAGAAAAAUAUUUACAGAUAAUACUAUUUUGAACAAGGAUGAUGAAAGGAUAAAGAGCUUUCCUUUUACUACCAGCAGGCCCACUGUGUUGGAGUUGAAGAGGGCAUGGUGUGAACUUUCCUAUCUGAAAAUUUUACCUAGGCCUGAGCCCGUGGCAAUAAAGGAAACAGUACAAAAGUUAGAACUGUCAAACAAAAAGGAGGGACUUGAAGAAAAACAAGAACUAUCACCGGAAGAGAUCCAAACAGAAGAACUCAUUUCUCUGGUGAAGAAAGGAAGGGCACCUUUAUUGAUAUCCUUUAUAAAAAAGAAUAAGCUUGAUGGAAACUUUCGGUUGAAGCCUGAUAGUAAGUAUUCUGUAACUCCAACCAUGCUACAUUACGCAUCACAGCAAGGGAUGAGACAAAUGGUGUUAAUACUGCUCUCAAAUAUCAAGUGCGAUCCAACGAUCAAAAACAGACUAGGAAGGACUGCGUGGGAUUUGACUAGAAAUGACGACGUAAAACACGCAUUCCAAAUUGCAAGGCACAAUUUGGGUGAGUCAUUCACUGAUUGGGAUGAAUCUCAUAUUGGUCAGCCAUUGAACAGAGAACAAGUUGAUGAAAUCAAUGAAAAAAAAAAAGCGACAGAGAAUGAAAGAACAGAAAAAUUGAUUAAAAUGGAAUUAGAAGCAGCCAAAGAAAGACAAAGAUCUAUUAAAGAUGCAGAAAGGGGACCAGGCAAAAAGUUGACCAAUAUUCCAUCAGUCCAACAACAAAAUUUGAAUUCUUUGACCGAUGAACAGAGGCGUAGAUUGAUGAGAGAACAAAGGGCUAGAGCCGCAGAGAAGAGGAUGAACAAGAGUACUGAGAAAUAG